Molecule: messenger RNA, 2047 nt
Organism: Vombatus ursinus (common wombat)
Lineage: Eukaryota; Metazoa; Chordata; Mammalia; Diprotodontia; Vombatidae
Gene: THAP5
Product: THAP domain containing 5
Exons: 3
Coding region: 95-1300 (401 amino acids)
Cellular component (GO): nucleus
Source: RefSeq, a predicted model, not a curated record
GGCCUCGGCCUGCCCGUCGCUGCCGGCGGCGCGGUUGUCUUGCGUCUCUUGUGCUCCUCUUCCCUUUUAGCCCCUGCGCGGCUCGACGGGAGCAAUGCCCCGUUAUUGCGCCGCGUUUAGCUGUAAGAAUCGCCGAGGACGAAACAAUAAAGACCGGAAACUGAGUUUCUACCCGUUUCCUCUCCAUGACAAAGAGAGACUUGAAAAAUGGUUGCGGAAUAUGAAACGUGAUACAUGGGUUCCCAGUAAAUACCAGUUCCUGUGCAGUGACCAUUUUACUCCUGACUCUCUUGACAUCAGAUGGGGCAUUCGAUAUUUAAAACAUACUGCUGUACCAACUAUUUUUUCUUUACCUGAGGACAGUCAGGAAAAAGACCAUGCAAAAAAUAAGCCUCAGAAAAAAAAAGCAGAAGAUGAGAAAGAAAUAUGCCUAAUGGUAAAGUCAGAAGAAUUAUCUGCACAAAUGGAACCAAAGAAAAAUAUAGUAAGCGCAGAAAAAUUUGAUGAAAGUACAAAUUUACUUUAUUCAUCUUCUUUGAGUGAACCACUCCAAAAGGAUAAGCCACCAGUUUCUAGUAUGGAAAAUCCCCAUAAUGGCACAUUAACUAUAAACUCUUCAAUUCCACAACAUAUUGGAAAGCCAAAACCUGUUUUAGAAACAGCAGUUGUCCAGGAUAUAGAAGUUAGUAGCUUUCAUACAUCUCUUGAAAACCUCUUAAAUACUACAGCAGCUACUUUGAAUGUCUCUAAACCAGAGCAUGUGCAACUCUCUGUGGAACCCAGUAAUGUAGUUGAAACAGCUAUAGACCAUCUCUCUAAUCCAGAUAUCACAGAUAUUUCUGUGACAACACAGGAAAAUACUGUCUUACUAAGUACAAUUACUCAGACAAUUGAAGAGCUGAACACAGACGAAGAAUCAGUUAUUACCAUUCUAGUGCCUGCUGAAAGCUCUAAGCCAUCAACCAGUUCAUUCAUGCCAACAGAACAAGAGAGCAUUGACGUAGAAGAUGUAGAUAUUGAAGAUUCCUUAUACGAUGACACAGACUAUGGAAUUGAAAUACUACAAACUGAGCAUUCUUAUUGCAGGCAAGAUAUUAACAGGGAACUUCUUUGGCAAAAAGUUACUAAACUACAUUCAAAGAUAACUCUUCUUGAACUACAAGAGCAACAAACUCUAGGAAGACUCAAAUCUCUGGAAACUCUUAUAGGACAGCUAAAACAAGAAAACUUGCUAUCUGAAGAAAAACUCAAGAUUGUAGAAAACUGUUUCACAACAUUUGAAGUUACUAUGAUAGAAUAAAAACUUUUUAGAAGCCAUGAUUUUAUAAGAUUAUUACAAACUCUUUGAUUAUCUCUGGGUUAUUUACAAAGUGAUCUAUUUUCCAGCAUGAAUCUCAUAUUCUUAAUGACAUUUAUGAAAAUACAAUGUCAUAGAAGACCUCUUGUUUUCACAAAAUCCAGAAUUAGGAUAUUGCCCUUUAAAGUGAUUAGCUAAGAAGCAGAAUGAGCGAAACUGAAAAAAAAAAAAUUUAAAUAUUUGUAUUUUAGCCCAAGAAAGCACUUGUGACAAAUUCUAUCAUUUUAUUCUAAUACUUCAUAUUGAUAUUAACAUAGUGGAGGGGCAACAUCUUAUGGUACCUAUAUAAUAAUGAAUUUAUUGUAAAAUACGGCUGAAUCCUAAAGAUUGGGCUCCUAUUCUGUGAAGUGAGAAGAUGGGAGUGAGUAAACCUGUGAUGUCAUACAGCUUUCUAUUGGCUAGCUGUGUAAAGUUGAGAAACUCACACCUAUGUUUCAGGUUUUUUCAUCUGUAAAAUAAGGGAAUUAGAUCAGGAGAUCUUGUCAGCUCUAAAAUUCUGUUUCUGUGAGACCUUUCCCUACUUAACAGCAUUAUAAACAGAGAUCUAUUUCAAAGAUGUUUUAUAAUGUGUCUUGAUUAUAGUUAUUGCUUAUGUUGUCUGGAUAGCCUAAAUAUUCAGUUCUAUAAGAAUUCCUGUGUGGUUUGACCUUUCAACUGCAAUUCAUUUCUAUAAUAAAGUGUGCCCCAGGA